GUUCCGACAAAAGGAACAUUGUCAUUUGGUAGGAAGCAGAACAAGACCCACACGUUUUGCCAGCAAUGUGGGGCUACGGCAAUUCACCUGCAGAAACCCAACAACAAGAGAAAGGGGAAGCUUAACUGGAAUGCAGACACCAAAAUGAGAAACACAAUGGGUUCAGGUUGGGUGAGGCACUCAGAGGUGGUUUAUCACAGCUUCAGGAAUGGUUUCCACAUGGGGACCACAUUGAGACCCAGACGUGUCCCAAAGGCGUCCUCCAGCACUGCAUGA
Hemiscyllium ocellatum (epaulette shark) is the source of this 276-nucleotide messenger RNA. Its product is annotated as large ribosomal subunit protein eL37-like. Gene Ontology annotation, molecular function: structural constituent of ribosome; RNA binding. Gene Ontology annotation, cellular component: ribosome; cytosolic large ribosomal subunit. The transcript has a single exon. Gene Ontology annotation, biological process: translation. The annotation marks the transcript as partial. The record is from RefSeq and is a predicted model, not a curated record. NCBI's taxonomy places the organism in Eukaryota, Metazoa, Chordata, Chondrichthyes, Orectolobiformes, Hemiscylliidae.